AUGGCGCCAACCAAGUACGCCGUUGUGGGCACCGGAGGACGCGCCGCGUUCUUCUACAGCGCCAUCGUCCGAGACUUCAAGGACAGCGCGUCCCUGGUGGCAUUUUGCGACACAAACCAAACUCGCAUGGACGUCGCCAAUGACCGAGUUCAAGAACUAGGAUUGGCGCAACUACCGACAUACAAAGCAGCCAAUUUUGACAAAAUGAUUGAAGAAACCAAGCCCGACGUGGUGAUAGUGACGACUAUCGACCGGACUCAUCACGAGUACAUUAUCCGUGCUAUGCGACUAGGCUGUGAUGUUCUAAGCGAAAAGCCCAUGACAGUGGAUGAGAUCAAAUGCCAAAAGAUCCUGGACGCUGUGAAGGAGACCAAUAAACAGCUUCGCGUAACCUUCAACUACCGAUACGCGCCUCAUAACACCAAGGUGCGCGAAUUGUUGAUGGACGGUGCUAUUGGAAGAGUGACUUCCGUGCACUUUGAAUGGCUAUUAAACACCCGACACGGAGCAGAUUACUUCCGACGCUGGCACCGUGACAAGCGCAACAGUGGCGGCCUUCUUGUGCAUAAAUCCACCCAUCAUUUUGACCUGGUGAACUUUUGGCUGGGUAGUCGUCCAUCCACCGUGUUCGCCCAGGGUGACUUGAAAUUCUAUGGCAAAGAAAAUGCCGAAUCUCGAGGCGAAACCGAGUUCUAUUCCCGGGCACAUGACAGUGCUGCGGCUGUUGAUGACCCAUUUGCCCUUCAUAUGAAAGAGCAUCCCCAGCUCAAAGCCAUGUACCUCGAUGCCGAGCACGAGGAUGGUUAUUAUCGUGACCAAAGUGUCUUUGGUGAUGGUAUUAAUAUUGAAGAUACGAUGGGCGUGCUGGUAAGCUACCAGUCCGGGGCAAUUAUGACUUACAGCUUAAACGCAUACUGCCCGUGGGAGGGAUUCAGAGUUUGUUUCAACGGGACUGGAGGUCGGUUGGAGAUGGACGUCCUUGAAGAGUCUUAUGUCAAUUCUGGCGGAGAUCAGAGCAAGGAAGGUGCUGUGGCGCAUACGAAAAUUACAGUGCAUCCCAUGUUUGCACCACCAUAUGAAGCCGAGGUUGUUGAAGGCGAGGGAGGUCACGGUGGUGGAGAUCCUGUGUUAUUGAACGAUCUGUUUGGAACACCUUCACCCGAUCGCUUGAAUCGUGCUGCAUCACAUGUAGAUGGAGCAAUGUCCAUUUUGACGGGAAUUGCUGCCAACAAGGCUAUUCGAACUGGCCAGGUUGUGCAAGUUAAAGAUCUAGUUCAGUUUUGA
Molecule: messenger RNA, 1284 nt
Organism: Penicillium verhagenii
Lineage: Eukaryota; Fungi; Ascomycota; Eurotiomycetes; Eurotiales; Aspergillaceae
Product: Gfo/Idh/MocA family protein
Exons: 1
Coding region: 1-1284 (427 amino acids)
Molecular function (GO): nucleotide binding
Source: RefSeq, a predicted model, not a curated record